AUGUCAGUGGCAGUGAAGAGACGAAUCAGCGCUAAAGCCGAGUCCAUGAAGUGCCUCGGGCGUUCCCUGCGGCUCGUGCCUCACCUGCUGCUGUGUCUGUCUCUGGUCGCGUACGCGGCGCUGGGUGCGCUCAUGUUCGAGCACGUGGAGGGAAGCGGCGCGUCCACCGUCCAGCGUGACUACCACGACUUCAUUGGGGAGAUAGUCAGCACCGUCCAGAACCUCUCCAAAAACGCCUCCAUAGAUCCACACAUAGUGGAGAAAGUGAAGAAUAAGAUGUUUGAGUUUAAGUCCAUAUGGUUUCAGAGACCUGAGAGAUGGGAUUUUUUUGGCUCGAUGUUCUUCUGCUGCACUGUAUUCACAACAGUUGGGUAUGGGGAGAUCUAUCCGGUUACCUUGCCUGGUAAGGUGCUGUGUGUCUUGUAUGCCAUGGUGGGCAUCCCUCUCAUGCUUCUGGUCAUCCUCGAUGUGGGAGACUUCCUUGCUAUGCUGAUGACCAGAGCCUACAUGCGCAUUCACACCCUCAGCAAAACCCUCAGCUCCCACACUUGGUCACCGUGGAAAGCUCAGAAGAGGGCAGGGGACACAAGCCACCAGGCCAUGGAGGACGGUACCUUUUUUUUCAGCCAUGACGUUGUGUUCCAUGAGCCCCUCGACAUCCGGCAAGUACUUCAGAGCCAAGCAGAUGUACGGCAAAAGUCCAUCCAACUCCAAAACAACAAAGAGAUCUUUGAGAAGAUUCUCGCCAGGGAGAACUUGCUUAGAAAGAGCCCACUGCUCAGGACCCUUUCCUGCCCCGAGCUAGACCAGCUGCCACUUCCACCCAAAGGAUUUGCUAUUUGGGACUUUACAGGGUUAGGGGAUGGAAUGGAAAUGCUGGAUGUACCCUUUGUACUGAUUCUCUUCAUCGUGUUUGCCUACAUUUUUUUUGUCGGUUUGAUUUUGCCUUUGUGGGAAAAAGAAUUUGAGGGCUUUGACCCCUACUACUUUUGCUUUAUCACACUCACUACCAUUGGUUUUGGCGACAUUAUUCCCAAACACCCUAAGUACUUCAUGCUUACCUCACUUUUCAUCAUUGUCGGCAUGGCCAUCAUGUCCAUGGCUUUCAAGCUAGGCCAAACACGAAUUGUAAGCUGCUACCGCCAAUGCAUCAAGUUCAUCAGCAGGGAAAAUUUGGAGAACAGAAUCACUAAGUAA
Messenger RNA from Anoplopoma fimbria (sablefish), 1197 nucleotides. RefSeq names its product potassium channel, subfamily K, member 18 (gene kcnk18). Gene Ontology annotation, molecular function: potassium ion leak channel activity. Gene Ontology annotation, cellular component: membrane. The transcript has 3 exons. NCBI's taxonomy places the organism in Eukaryota, Metazoa, Chordata, Actinopteri, Perciformes, Anoplopomatidae. Gene Ontology annotation, biological process: potassium ion transmembrane transport; stabilization of membrane potential. The record is from RefSeq and is a predicted model, not a curated record. Bases 1 to 1197 code for a protein of 398 amino acids.